UGUUUGUGCGCUGAGCUGUGAGCUCUGCGUCUGUGUGUGCUAUGCUUACUCUUAGUGGCAAUCUGUUGGGCUUGAGUGGUGGAAUGAGAGAUUUGUGUGAUGUGUCGUUAGGUCGAAACGGUCGAGUCGGGUCGGGUCGUGUACCUUUUGCCACGAAUGUUUUGCCAGUCAGGCUCUAAAAGGCCUUACGAAAACAGCUGCGAUUUUGCUGCUCGCAUGACGUGCAUCAUUUUUUCCGAAUUUCUGAACAAAGUUAUUUUUUAUUUCCUCUUGCGUAGUUAUGCCAAGAAGGAGAUCUACUGAAAUUUUGCAAACGCGGAAACGCGUCAGCCAAGGAAACGCGUGUGAAAUAAAGCUUUGUUGCUCUAACAAGAAUUAUGAUAAAGUGAAAAAUAUUUCAUAUGAGUGUUUUGAAAAGAAAUUCAUUAUACAAAAAAUGAGUACUGGCUAAAGAGAAUAUACAAAGAAUUUUCGAAAAAAAAAAUCAAUUGAAAUAAAUGAAACAAAAUUAACAGUUCUGAGUGUUGCAUUUCUGACAAAUAAUCACUCCUGAAAAUAAGUAGAUAAAAAGAUUUUUGCCACGGUUCGUGUGCUGGAUAUACGCGCUGAAAUAUACGCUGUAUAUACGAAAAGAUUUGAGCUCGGUUUAACCAGCUAAACGGUCUCGUUCCGUGUAGUGUUGACGAGAUACCAGCAAAGUGCAUAAUUCAUUCCCCAAUUACGCCCCGCAAGCCGCCAAAAUGAUCACCCACAACUCACUGAGUGUAUAUGGUGGCGGCGUUAUGUGCGCUUCCCCGUCCACCGCGCCUGGCUUCUUCAAUCCACGUCCGCAAUCCGGCGCCGAGCUCUCCGCCUUCGAUCUUGGUCUGCCGCGGUCCAUGGCGUUGGGUGUACCACCGCCUUCCGCGUGGCAUGAUCCCAAUCUUGGCGGACACCUGCAUGCUUCCGCUGGACCCGGUUCGCUGCCCGGUACAGCAGGGGGCAGCUCAGUGGGUACUGGCGGCGGCACUACACCAUCCAGCAUUGCCAGUCAACAGUCGGCGGGUAUCAAGCAAGACCUUUCCGGUCUGGCGGGUACCGGCGGCCAGUCAAACACAUUGAACCAAAGCGGACAUCACACAAUCAAAGAGGAUCUCUCCAGCCUAACAGCAGCCUCUGCGGCGGCUAGUGCAGCGGCGCAUCAUGCAGCGGCAGUUCACCAUGCGACGGCGGCACAACAGAAUCAUGGACAGGAAUUGGGGGUUAUGAUCAAAGGCCAACAAUCAUCAUCAAGCUGUUUAGGUGGUGGCAGCGCGGGCGGCGGUGGUGGUGGUGGUGGUGGCGGCGGCGGCGGCAGUACUACGCCUAGUUCACAGGCUAACAGCCUCCAUUCACAGAGCAGUAAUAGCGACUCCAAACAAAAUAUGGACUGUAAGCAGAACAUCGAAUGUGUGGUUUGCGGCGACAAGAGCUCCGGCAAGCACUACGGACAGUUCACCUGCGAAGGCUGCAAGUCGUUCUUUAAGCGUUCGGUGCGGCGCAACUUAACCUACUCGUGUCGGGGGAGCAGAAAUUGCCCGAUCGAUCAACACCAUAGAAACCAAUGCCAAUAUUGCCGUUUAAGAAAGUGCCUGAAAAUGGGAAUGCGACGCGAAGCUGUUCAACGCGGUCGUGUGCCACCCACUCAGCCCGGUUUGGCGGGUAUGCAUGGUCAAUAUCAGCUCGCGAACGGCGACCCUAUGGGUGUUGCCGGUUUCAACGGUCACUCCUAUCUAAGUUCCUACAUUUCACUGCUCUUACGCGCCGAGCCCUACCCAACAUCCCGCUAUGGCCAAUGUAUGCAGCCGAACAAUAUCAUGGGUAUUGAUAAUAUCUGCGAGCUAGCCGCCCGCCUACUUUUCUCCGCUGUCGAGUGGGCCAAGAAUAUACCUUUCUUCCCUGAGCUACAAGUGACGGAUCAAGUGGCGUUGUUGCGUCUUGUUUGGUCCGAACUAUUCGUUUUGAAUGCGAGUCAAUGCUCAAUGCCACUGCAUGUGGCACCGUUAUUAGCAGCUGCCGGCCUGCAUGCAUCACCGAUGGCGGCGGAUCGUGUUGUUGCAUUCAUGGAUCACAUACGCAUCUUCCAGGAACAGGUGGAGAAACUGAAGGCGCUACACGUCGACUCAGCGGAAUAUUCCUGUCUUAAGGCGAUCGUGCUCUUCACCACCGAUGCAUGCGGCUUGUCUGACGUCACACAUAUCGAAUCGCUGCAGGAGAAAUCGCAGUGCGCGCUGGAGGAAUACUGUCGUACUCAGUACCCCAGUCAGCCAACGCGAUUUGGAAAGUUGCUCCUCCGCUUGCCCUCCUUGCGCACGGUUUCCUCGCAGGUCAUCGAGCAGCUGUUUUUUGUGCGUCUAGUCGGUAAAACCCCAAUUGAAACGCUCAUACGCGACAUGCUGCUGUCCGGCAAUAGUUUUUCCUGGCCUUACUUGCCAUCGAUGUGACACACAAUGUGGCGCCAAUUGACAACAACUUGAUCAUCCGCUGCCG
Molecule: messenger RNA, 2508 nt
Organism: Ceratitis capitata (Mediterranean fruit fly)
Lineage: Eukaryota; Metazoa; Arthropoda; Insecta; Diptera; Tephritidae
Gene: svp
Product: steroid receptor seven-up, isoforms B/C
Exons: 6
Coding region: 741-2462 (573 amino acids)
Biological process (GO): regulation of transcription by RNA polymerase II; cell differentiation; anatomical structure development
Molecular function (GO): zinc ion binding; nuclear receptor activity; RNA polymerase II cis-regulatory region sequence-specific DNA binding
Source: RefSeq, a predicted model, not a curated record